AUGACCCGGAUCCCCCCCGGUUCUGUCGCAGCCCGGCGGCGGCGGGACGCGAGUGGCGGGUGGGUGUUGGGAAGGCGCGCGGGGGGGAUGCGGGACCGUGUGCCCGCGCGCGGCCACGUGCUCGCCGCCACCUGCCGUGGACACGCGCCCUCCCCCGCCCCGCGCGCGCACGUGCGCGGCCCGCCGCCUGACUCUGCGGGGCACGCGGGCGCCGCGUCCACGCGAGACCGCGCGGAGCGGCCCGGCCGCGCGAGGGCCGAGGCGGGCGGCGGGGGGGGGGGAAGCGCGUUUCCUACGCGGCGGUGGCCGCCGGCGGCGAGGAGCGCCCCGUCCCCGCCGGUCCCCGGGCCCGUCACGCGGGGCCGUGUCCCCGAGCGGCGGCGGACCCGCGUGCGGGCGCGGGGUCCCGGGGAGGGUGUGUCGCGGGGCGGGCGCGUGCCCCCCCCCCCCCCCGGCAGCGGGGCCUCUGCCCGCGCGGCACCGAGCGAGCGGCGGGGCGCGCGCGGAGCGGGGGCGCGCGGGGUCUCCAGUGGGAACCGCGCGCGUUCCCAGUGGCAGCGCCGGGGAGGGCGGGGGGUGGGGAGCCAGGGGACGGGGGAGGAGCGGGCCGCUCUCCCCCCCCACCCCCGCUCCCUCCCUCCCCUGCCCCUGCCCCGGGGCGGCGGGUGGCGCUGGCCGCGGCGGGUCGGGGCUCGGUGUCCUUGUGCGGAAAUGACACACGGUCCCGUCACGUCACGCGAGAGCGCAGCGCGCGGACCCUCGCACACAAAGAGCGGGGGGGGAAGCGCGGGCUCCAGCGGCGGCCGCUGCAGCCGCCCCCGUCGCCCCGGGGCUCCCGUGGCCCCGCGCGGAGCAGAGGUAAGUCUCGCUGCCGCCGCCGGCGGGGACGGGCGCCGUUCCACGCACCCCACGGCGAGCGGGGAGCGCCGCCCCGGCGGGUGGGGGAGGAACGGGGCGGGGGGGGGGGGCGCGAGCGGGGGAGGCGCGGGGCCGGCCCCUCCCCCGGCCGCCCGCGGGCCGGGGCCGCGCGGGCGGGGGGCUCUUUGUUCGCCGCUCCGAACGGUGCUGCGGCGGCGCGGGUCGCGCGCGCCCGACCCGGGUGCCUCCAUCCGCGGGGCGGGGGGAGGGGGACAACGGGGAGCGGGGGAAGGGGGGGGGGGGGCAGCGGAACGGUCACGCCGCCGUCACCUCCAGCCUCACCUUAACCCCUUCCCCCCCCCGCCUCCCCCGCGCGCCGGCCACAUAGAUCCGCCCGGGCAGCGUUCGGACCGGAAGCACCAACCGCCGCCUCCGCCUCGGGCUCGUGGGUCUGACCGCGGAAGCGGCCGCGGCCGCGCCGCGUGCGGGGCGCGCGGGGCGUCCCUCGCCGCAGCGCCCGCCCCCGGGCGGGGCCUCGCGCCGCCGCCGCCGCGCGCGCCGCUCCCACGUGGCGGCCGCUCCGCCGCCCCUCGGUGGGCGCGGGGGGGGAGCUCCGGCCGUGAGCGCGCUGCCCGGCACCGGUACCGGCACCGCCCCGCGGCUUCCCGGGGCCACGCGUUCCCCGGGAGCCAGGGUCCCGCCCGUCCUAUCGUACGCGGCGGGAGGAGCUGCGGGCGGCCGGUCGGGCGGUUGCGCUGGAAUUCGUGGCGGUCCUUGCCGGGUCGCGCCCUGAGGGGCCCGGUGAAGGGCACUGCGGGGGAACGGGCCGCCCCUGGCCCGAUCAUCUCCCCCCAGGUCACCCGCGGCUUUCCUGCGCUGCCUCCGCCCAGAUCACCGCCCGCUGCCCCUGCCCCCAUCACCGCCCGCUUCCCCUGCCCCGGUCGCCCGCUGCCUCUACCCUACUUUUCCCUGCGGUGUGUCCACACAGCCCUUUGUAAAUAG
Messenger RNA from Hirundo rustica (Barn swallow), 1860 nucleotides. Its product is annotated as collagen alpha-1(III) chain-like. Bases 1 to 1860 code for a protein of 619 amino acids. NCBI's taxonomy places the organism in Eukaryota, Metazoa, Chordata, Aves, Passeriformes, Hirundinidae. The transcript has a single exon. The record is from RefSeq and is a predicted model, not a curated record.